Messenger RNA from Daktulosphaira vitifoliae (grape phylloxera), 6911 nucleotides. RefSeq names its product phosphatidylinositol 4-kinase alpha (gene Pi4KIIIalpha). The transcript is spliced from 37 exons. The record is from RefSeq and is a predicted model, not a curated record. Gene Ontology annotation, cellular component: plasma membrane; cytoplasm. Lineage: Eukaryota; Metazoa; Arthropoda; Insecta; Hemiptera; Phylloxeridae. The coding region runs from base 248 to 6586 and encodes 2112 amino acids. Gene Ontology annotation, biological process: phosphatidylinositol-mediated signaling; phosphatidylinositol phosphate biosynthetic process. Gene Ontology annotation, molecular function: 1-phosphatidylinositol 4-kinase activity.
AGUAUACUCAUUAAUGUAUAUUAUAAACAUUCAAAUAACUAAUUACAACAAUAAUUACAAAGUGAAUUCACUUGUUUUUUAAAAAUAUCUAUUUAAACAAAUUAUUAUUAUAGGCAUACAUUUAAUUAAUUAUAAUUACUUAUUACAGCCAACUUUGUUUUGCUUACAAAAUUCGAAUGACUCGAGGUGAUCAAUUUUUUUAGCCAUACAUUUUUUUCUGACUCAGCAAUAAAUAGAUAUUUUUAAGAUGACUACAGAUGAAAAAAACUUUUUCCAAAAAACUGUUCAACAUCUAGCACGUUCACUUGCCUCGCAGAACGACACUCCAUGGGAAAAAGUUCAAACAUUGUUUUUACUGUGUCCUCAAGAAAGCCACCAUGGAGUGUAUAAAAUGGACCAGAGAUGCCAAGAUGCUAUUUUAGCAUUAGGAAUAUAUUUACUGGAAUCAAAUUUCAAUCAUAUUGACCAAAUACUUCCAUACUUAUUGAAAUUAUUACAUGGAUUAGGAAAAAUGGUUUGGUCUGAUGAUAUAAAAUAUUUUUCCAAAGAAAUGUUAAAUAUGAGUUACUUUACAGGAAUACCAGUUGCUGAAAGGAUGAGUUUUUGCUUGAAUACUUUGCUAACAGAUAUUGCUACUCGUUAUCCACCCUCAAAGGAAAAAAUAAUUGAAGCCCAGAUAAAAUGUUUUAGUAAACUUUCAAAUACAAUCAGAUCAGCAAAAUCAGAUAAAUUAAAUGAAAAUACUAAAUAUACAUUAUGUAAAGUAACUAUUCCGUGUAUGAUUGGAUUAGCUAGAUCUAUGGGAAGAGCUACCAUUAGUGAUCCACCACUAUUAUGUCGUUUAUUUCCAAAACCUUCUCCUCCUGUUCAUCAGAAUCCAAUACCUAUACCUGAUCUCAAUAUCUCAAAAAAAAAAAGUUUUUCAAAUUUUCGCUCAAUUAUUCCAAGGUCAUUAUCCCUAAAUUUAAACUUGGCAUCUCUUGAUGUAAUGACACUAAGUUCACUUGAUCCAAUGAAUGAUCUCAAUAACAGGAUGAUUUACAAGUCAGAAUGUAAAUUAAGUUCACAAACACCUAAUAAUAUGUCUCACUAUUUUUUUUUUAAAUAUGGUUCAAGUUUCAACCAAUUUCCAUGUACAAGAUUUACUGAUUCAUCAAUUGAUCAUAAAUCAUCAACUUUAAUAUUCCCUUUGGGGCAUUUACAAACUGUCUUGUCCAUUGCUAAAAAAAUUCUGACUUCUGAAGUUCUCGGAUUUGUUGAUAGUCUAGCAUUAGAAUACCAUAUUUCUGGAGAUAAUAAAGCGUUUUGCUAUCGAAGCUUCAGUGAAAUAUUGAAUUUAGUUAUUGCAUCAUUAUUAAGGGAGUUAUUACAGUAUCAACAAGAUUUACCUAUGCCAUUUACUAGAGAUGUUCAAGAAUUUAUUAAAGAUUUAUUUCUGAAUGGUCAGACAGAGUUGCAAUCUGUAGUUCUACAAGAAACUUCUGAACGUGAAGAAAAAGAUAUACAUUUAAUAACACUAAACAAGUUUAAAAUUAAUGUUUUAGCAAAUGCAGCCUGUGUAGAUUUAUUAGUUUGGUCUACAAGAGAUGAAUCGGGUGCAGAUAGUUUAUGUGGUAGAUUGAUGGAAAAAAUAAACUCUAGUAAUAAUAUAAAACAAGCGAUGGCACAUAUGCCUCUAAUAUUAGUGUGUAUGGAGGGCCUAGGUAAAUUAUCUGAGAAAUUUCCUAGUAUUGCUAGUAUUUGUAUUCAGUGUCUUCGUGACUUUCUUGUUCAACCUUCACCAAUUUUAUCUAAAUUGAACAAAUUGCAUUCUGAAAAACAAAAUUUGAAAGGUUUAAGUAUAACAGUAAAUGGUGUGAACGAGACCAAACCAACAUCAGAUCAUGUUGAAUCUCAAUUUGAAAGACUUCGUAAUUCAUCAAUUGAAAAUCUAUGUAUAGCUUUAAGAGCUGCUUACACAUUAGAUCCCUUUUGUGUACCAGCAUUAUUAGCAUCUUUGUCUAAUAGAUUAUACACUGCAGAAAAAUCUAAGAAUGAUUCCGCAUUAAUACAAGCAAAUACCAUAGUAAUGUUAGGUCAUAUAGCUGUUAGUUUAAGAGAUACAGCCAAGACAUCUGAAACAAUAUUGCAGUUUUUUCAACAACGUUUUUGUCGUGUUCCCAGCUCUAUUGAUGUACUUAUUGUUGAUCAACUUGGUUGUUUGAUCAUAGCAAAAUGUGACAUGAAUGUCUAUGAAGAGAUAAUGCGCAUGUUUUCAACUAUCACUGUUGAAGCAGGAAAUGCUUUAUAUAGUAAUGAUCAGUCAAAUCAAUAUAGACAUGUUUCUGGUGCAGUUAUUAAUGCGUUAGCUAAUAUUGCUGCAAAUAUCAACGGCGAAAAUGAAAUGAAUGAACUACUUGUUAGAUUACUUGAACUUUUUGUUCAGCUUGGUCUUGAAGGAAAAAGAGCAUCAGAAAAAGCACCUGUUGCUAAUAAAGCUUCCAGUAGUGCUGGAAAUUUAGGUAUGUUAAUUCCAGUGAUAGCUGUUUUGAUUCGACGCUUGUCGGUCAUUACCCAGCCAAAACCAAGACUUCAUAAACUAUUUAAAGAUUUUUGGCUUUAUUGUGUUGUUAUGGGAUUUACAAAUGACUCCGGUUUAUGGCCAAGUGAAUGGUUUGAUGGUGUAAAAGAAAUAGCAAUUAAAUCACCUUGUCUUGUCACACAGACAUCAACUAGAUCUCAAAUGCGUGAACUUCAGUAUACUUCAGCUGUUCGCAAUGAGAGUGUUUCUCUAAAUCAACUUCAAGAGUUAAAAUCUCAAAUUCUUCAACACCUUAAUCCUGCACCGCCAGAAGUGACUGCAGCUGUUAAUAAAUUAUCAUUUGCCCAGGCUACCUAUUUACUCUCUGUGUACUAUUUAGAAACUAUGCGUAUUCAAAACUCUUCCGAUCCAAGUUUACAACCAAUUUUUGAUUAUUUAUCGGAUUAUGCUAUUCAAAAAGACAAAACAGGAUUGUGGCAUUGUAUAUCCAGUGUGGGAGAUAAAGUAUUUUCACUAUUUUUAAAUGCAAUGUCUAAUCAAUCAAAAGAUGAAAUCAGAGAAGCGAAAUUAGAAUAUCAUGCACAAUUAUUACUUGUUAAUUUUAAUCAUAUACACAAAUUAAUUCAGUGUGUUGCUGAUAGAUGGUUAUCUGGACUUGUUUCCAAAUUUCCUCAUUUACUUUGGAAUCAACGUGUAUUAUGGACUAUGUGUGAUAUUCUUCAAGUAUUAUCAUAUUCUCUUGAAUUAAAUCCAAAUAAUGAAACACCUUGUAUUCAAAUACCAUCAGCUUCAUUCACAUUAGUAUUAAUGGAUACUUUAGAUGCUAGAGAAAGCACUACUAAUGAUUUUGCGGCUAGAUCGUUAGGUUUUAUUCAAGAAGCAAUGAAGUGGGCUCCUAGUGCCACAAGAUCACAUCUUCAACAUUAUUUGACAAAAAUACCAAGUUCAUCAUAUUGGCACCAUUCAGGAUUAGCUCUAGCUACAGAGAGUGUUUUGCAGAGUAGUGGUUUAAAUUUCCAUGCUGCUCCUUUAUCAAAAACUACAUUAGAUAAACGACCUCGUUGUGUGAAAACUGAUUCUUCUUUAUAUAUUACAACAUUAGGCUUGAGAAGUCAUUUUGCAGGAAUUGUAUCUGGUAUGAUAACUGCUUUUGAAAAUAGUCCUGAACAACUUGUAGACAAUGUAAUUACUAAAGUUUGGAAUGCUUGUGAUAAUGAUAUUAACAAUAUGCAUCAUAAUGCUUUAUGGACAGCUACAGCUUUACUGAUAUCAAUUUCUGGAUGCACGAGAAAACUUAUACAUGUUGUUGCUUGGUCACAUGUAAAAUUGUUCACUACUAAAGCAAUGAGAACUGCUGUAGAAUGCUGGCAAUGGUUGACUACAUCUCGACCAGAUAUAGAAUUACAAUUUUUACAAGAAAUGUUUGCUGCAUGGCAGUAUACAAUAGAUAGUAGAAUGGGAUUGUUUUCAAAAAAUGUAGAACAAGUUAGUCCACUUGCAGUUUAUGAAGGUUGUGUUUUGGAGCCAAAUCCACCAUUUGUUAAACCACAUGACAUUUGGGUUCAAUAUAUAUCAGAAGUAGUGGACAAUGUUAAAUCAUGCAGCCAAGAAAAAGUAGAAAUGAUGGCAAUGAUGUUACAUCGAUCAUUACCUAUGUGUGUUGGAACAUCAGAUGCUUUCAUUAGCAGACAUAUUGAUGCAAUAGGAACUAGAUUUAGGUUGCUACAAUGUGGGUUAACAUUACUACAAGGUGAUGUAUUACCUAAGUCUUUAGGAAAAAAUAUUUUAAGAGAGCGUGUAUAUUGUGCUUGUUUUGAUACGUUUACUACUUCAGUCCAGUGUCCUACACAACGAGGUUCAGAACUAAGAGAUGAUAUUUUAGCUUUAACAAAAUUUUGGCAAACAAUGCAUUCAGAUAAAAAAUACUUAAUGGCCAGUGUUAUUGGAGAUUUUGACUUACAAGAUGGUACUUUAAACACUCCAAAUAACCCAAACUAUGAUCAUCAGCUAACUAUUACAUCUUUAAAUGAAUUAACCGUUUCCAGUAUUGGAGCAGUUUCAGGAAAUUCAGGUUCUUCACAAGGUUGGAUGAAUACUGUUCCAUUAUCAACAUCUGCUACUAACACUUUGAACAAACGUACUGCUAAUAAUUUAAGAAUGAAACGUCAAAAUGUUAAUGCUACUCAAGAUUUAUAUGUCAAAGAUUAUAUUAAAAAAAGAAUUCUUAUCCUAGAUUUAUUGGCUGUUCAAAUUGAGUUUUUGAGUACAUGGCAAAAUCCUGCUGGUUUAUCUGAACUCAAUGUACCAGGAGAAGAUAUGGUAGCAUCAUGGAAAUCUAAAAACGUACCUGAUAAAUCUUUACGAGAAAAUACUAGAUUAGCUUGGGAUAUAAGCCCAGCUCUUUGUAUUUUUUUACCAGUUCGGUUGAAAAAUUCUGAUUGUGUUAUUAAAGAAGUCUGUAGAAUGGUAAGAGCAAACCCAAUGGCAGUUUCACAUAUACCUGAAGCUUUACAAUAUUUAGUAACAACCGAAACUUUGUUAAAUGAUGCACCAGAACUUGUUUACAUGUUAACAUGGGCACGAGUUACACCAGUUCAAGCAUUAUCAUAUUUUUCUAGACAGUAUCCUCCACAUCCAAUUUCUGCACAAUAUGCUGUCCGAGUACUAGAGAGUUAUCCAGCAGAUGCUGUCUUAUUUUACAUUCCACAAUUGGUCCAAACUCUUCGACAUGAUACAAUGGGAUAUGUAUUAGAAUUUAUUAAGUCUAUUUCUUUACGUUCUCAAGUGGUGGCUCAUCAAUUAAUAUGGAAUAUGAAAACAAAUAUGUACAUUGAUGAAGAAAUGCAGCAUAAAGACACUGCUCUUUAUGAUACUUUGGAUACAUUAACUAAUGCCAUUGUAAGUUGUUUAUCGGGUUCAGCUAAAAAGUUUUAUGAACGUGAAUUUGAUUUUUUUUCUAAAAUCACUGACAUAUCUGGAAAAAUUCGACCAUUUCCAAAAGGACCUGAACGUAAACGAGCAUGUUUAGAAGCACUUAGUAAAAUUGAAGUACAGCCUGGAUGUUACUUACCUUCUAAUCCAGAAGCAAUGGUUAUUGAUAUUGAUUACAAUAGUGGCACUCCUAUGCAAAGUGCUGCAAAAGCCCCAUAUUUAGCCAGAUUUAGAGUUCGAAAAUGUGGUAUAAAUGAAUUAGAACAAACAGCUAUGGCUAUUUCUGACCAACAAAUAAAUGGUACCUUAAGCAAACUUGAUGAAUCUUCAAAAUCUAUGAUAGGUUUAGAUACCUGGCAAGCAGCUAUAUUUAAAGUUGGUGAUGAUGUGCGUCAAGAUAUGUUAGCUCUACAAGUUAUUAGCAUAUUUAAAAAUGUAUUUCAACAAGUUGGCUUAGACCUAUAUUUGUUUCCAUAUCGUGUUGUAGCUACUGCUCCAGGUUGUGGAGUAAUAGAAUGUGUUCCUAAUGCAAAAUCGAGAGACCAACUUGGUCGUCAAACUGAUUAUGGAAUGUAUGAAUAUUUUAUUAAAACAUAUGGUGAUGAAAAUACAAAAGAAUUUCAGAAUGCUCGAAGAAACUUUGUUAGGUCUAUGGCAGCUUAUAGUGUAAUUGGAUUUUUGUUACAAAUAAAAGAUAGGCAUAAUGGAAAUAUUAUGUUAGAUACCGAUGGUCAUAUUAUUCAUAUUGACUUUGGAUUUAUGUUUGAGUCAUCACCUGGUGGAAAUUUAGGUUUUGAACCCGAUAUAAAACUUACAGAUGAAAUGGUCAUGGUAAUGGGAGGUAAAAUUGAUGCUCCACCAUUUCGAUGGUUUACAGAAUUAUGUAUACAAGCUUACUUGGCUGUUAGACCUCAUAAAGAAGCAAUAAUUUCGCUUGUAUCAUUAAUGUUAGACACAGGUCUACCUUGUUUCCGAGGUCAAACAAUCAAAUUAUUACGUACUAGAUUUGCUCCUCAAUCUACAGAUAGAGAAGCAGCUGUGUAUAUGAUGAGCAUUAUACAUAAAUCUUUCCUUAAUUUUAGAACAAUUGCAUAUGAUUAUUUGCAACUUUAUCAAAAUCAAAUACCAUGUUAAAAAUGUUUAAUAUUAGAUUAAUUUAAUUAUUGGUAUAGGUUAAUUGUUUAUUUGUUAUUAUUUGUUACUACUGUUUUAAUAUUUUUACUUUUAUUGAUCUUUUAAUCAAUUUUAAAAUUCCUAAUUCACUAUUCUUUUUAUGAGUACAAUAUAAUUAUUAUUUUUCUUUAAUUACUAAUUUUACAUUUCAGUAUCCAAUACCAGUCUUUAUUUUCUUUUUUUAAAUUAUUUAGAUAUCAAAAAUAAUUUAAGAGUGUGAAAAUAGUUUCAAUAUAUAGAUUUAAAUUUAAAUGAGUAAAGCAUGCUUAAAUAUUUAAUACCUAAA